Lolium perenne is the source of this 4041-nucleotide messenger RNA. RefSeq names its product homeobox-leucine zipper protein HOX29. The record is from RefSeq and is a predicted model, not a curated record. Gene Ontology annotation, molecular function: DNA-binding transcription factor activity; lipid binding; DNA binding. Lineage: Eukaryota; Viridiplantae; Streptophyta; Magnoliopsida; Poales; Poaceae.
UCAGCCACUUUCACUGUUUCAGCUUUCUGCUUCCAAAAUUUGUCACUGUAGUAUGGAAAAAAGAGUAGUUUGGAGUAAACCCCAAAAAUGCAUAUUCAAUAUGAACAAACAAUUCCAGUUAGCAAAAAUGAAUGAAUGUUCUGAUUUCUAGCUAGUUGAUGAGUUUGAGUGCUUCUGUAGAACAGAGAUCAGGGAAGGGAUUGCGCCUUGCGCGCGUGUGCAAGAGGGCCAUAUUAUUUAGGCGAAUUUACGCAAAUCCACGAGGAAUAUCCGUGGCUGAUUUCGGGGAUCGAGAGCUCACGCCCUGAGUCAGGGGGAAUGUCUCUUGAGUGCAGCGCUUGCAAGCAGAAAAAUAUUAAAAGGAGGGCUGAAAAAAGAUAAAGGAAAAGGGAUUCCUUUAACCACUGCUGCUAAUUUUUAGUUUUCUUCUCUGAGUGUGUGAUGCGCAAAGGAAAAAAGAUGCAGCUUGUAUUCUACCGAUAGAGGAAAAACUAAAUAAAGGAAAAGAUAAAUUAAAGCUUCGAAUCUGCUAAAGCAUGUGCAGCAGAAAGCUCUUCGAUUAUCUGCGUAAACUAGUAUCUGGCACAUCGUUACGCUAAGCCUUGCAUCAUACUGACUCUUAACUGGGCAUUUUCCAUUCACCAUGAUCAGUGCAAUAGCCCUCACUAAUUCCGAAUAAAUCCUGAGUGAAAAAGGUUCAUAGAGACGUGAAAUUUUUAAUCAAAUCAUAUGCGAGUUUUGAACUGUUUCCACGAAAUUCUUACACAUUUCGCCUGAAGUUCGUGAAUUGCGAAUCAAUUUACUGUUGUUGGUGGGAGUGAGAGGGAUACGAAUUUCAACUUUUGCAAAAAUGCAUGCCGGAAUUGGGUUGGAGGGGGUCUGCACGGAACUUUCCUUUUCCAAAAUUAAUAGCACGCGCGCGCGGUUGGUCCGAUCGAGUUCCUUAAUUUUUGCUUCUUCUUUAAAGAAGAUCGAAGAGCCAGGGCGACACACAGCUCGUAGACCCAAAAAGCACGGGCCUCCUUGUGCUUGCCGAUGCCCGGCCAUUAGAGGAAAGAAACCGACCGGCACCGGCGCUCCGGCCAUGGACUCUCGUCCCCUCCCACCUUCCCCAUGCUAGCCCACAUGCUGCUGCUCUCUUCUUCUUCACUCUACUCCACUCCACUCCACUUGCUGGCGCCGGAAUUCUUGACAGUCAGCUGAGACUAGGUUGGUUGGGGAGGAGCGAUAGGUAGAUACGUGUACUGUGUACCAUGGUGACGGCGAGGGAGGCCAGGGAGGCCAGGGAGGCGGCGAUGGACCCUAGCAAGUAUGUGCGGUACACGCCGGAGCAGGUGGAGGCGCUGGAGCGGCUCUACUACGAGUGCCCCAAGCCGAGCUCGCUGCGGCGGCAGCAGCUCGUCAGGGAGUGCGCUGUGCUGGCCAACGUCGAUCCCAAGCAGAUCAAGGUCUGGUUCCAGAACCGGCGGUGCCGGGAGAAGCAGCGCAAGGAGUCGGGGCGGCUCCAGUCGCUCAACCGCAAGCUCACGGCCAUGAACAAGCUGCUCAUGGAGGAGAACGACCGCCUACAGAAGCAGGUCUCGCACCUCGUCUACGAGAACGGCUACUACCGCCAGCAGACGCACAGCGCGGGGCUGGCGACCACGGACACGAGCUGCGAGUCGGUCGUCACCAGCGGCCAGCAGAACGUCGUCGUGGCGGCGCCGCAGCAACAGCCUCCGCCGCGCGACGCGAGCCCUGCUGGGUUGAUGUCUAUCGCCGAGGAGACUUUGACGGAGUUUCUGUCCAAGGCCACUGGAACCGCCGUCGAGUGGGUCCAAAUGCCUGGGAUGAAGCCUGGUCCGGAUUCCAUUGGAAUCAUUGCCAUCUCGCAUGGUUGCGCGGGUGUCGCUGCGCGAGCUUGCGGCCUCGUAGGCAUGGAGCCUGCCAAAGUCGCCGACAUUCUCAAGGAUCGGCCACUGUGGAUGCGUGAUUGCCGGUCUAUGGAGGUAGUGAACGUGCUACCUGCAGGCAGCAAUGGCACGAUUGAGCUUCUCUACAUGCAGCUCUACGCUCCAACGACACUAGCGCCUGCUCGUGACUUCUGGUUGAUGCGGUACACGUCUAUUCUUGACGAUGGAAGUCUAGUGGUCUGUGAAAGAUCACUCAGUAGCAAGCAAGGAGGCCCAAGCAUGCCCCUUGUCCAGCCAUUUAUUAGGGGUGAGAUGCUUCCCAGUGGGUUCUUGAUCCGUCCGAGUGAUGGUGGAGGUAGUGUGAUUCACAUCGUUGACCAUUUGGAUCUGGAGCCUUGGAGCGUGCCUGAAGUUGUAAGACCACUGUAUGAAUCGUCACCCAUUAUUGCCCAGAAGAUGUCGAUGGCGGCGCUGCGCUAUCUCAGGCAGGUAGUUCAAGUAGAUACUAAUUCUGUAAUCACUGGAUGGGGCAGACAGCCUGCAGCCUUACGGGCUCUGAGUCAAAAGCUCACAAGAGGUUUCAACGAAACUCUUAGUGGACUUGCUGAUGAUGGAUGGUCUGUAAUUGAGAGCGAUGGCGUAGAUGAUGUUUCUAUCUCUGUUAAUACAUCGCCGAGUAAAGUGAUAGGUUGCAACGCAGCAUUCAGUGAUGGUCUACCCAUAGUUAGUACUGGUGUUCUUUGUGCAAAGGCGUCAAUGCUGCUGCAGGAUGUCUCCCCGCCAUCUCUCCUGCGGUUUCUGCGGGAGCACCGAUCACAGUGGGCUGACAGCAGUUUAGAUGCAUUCUUUGCUUCGGCGCUAAAACCCAAUUUCUGCAAUUUGCCUAUGUCUCAUCUUGGGGGAUUUAGUGGUCAGGUCAUACUUCCUUUAGCACACACGUUUGACCCUGAAGAAUUCUUGGAGGUUAUCAAGAUAGGAAAUGCCAGUAACUAUCAAGAUGCAGUCAUGAAUCGCGACCUUUUCCUGUUGCAGAUGUACAAUGGAGUAGACGAGAACACGAUAGGCACUUGUUCAGAGCUUAUCUUUGCACCCAUAGAUGCAUCUUUCAGUGAUGAUUCUCCUCUGCUGCCUUCUGGUUUUCGCAUCAUUCCGAUUGAUUCUCCUCUUGACACAUCUAGCCCGAACUGCACAUUGGACCUUGCAUCCACCCUUGAGGCUGGAACACCCAGAAGCAGGAUAACUGGUGGUACCGGUGUUAACUCGAAGGCUGUGAUGACAAUUGCAUUUCAGUUUGCCUUCGAGAGCCACCUGCAAGACAGCGUUGCGGCCAUGGCACGUCAGUACAUGCGCAGCAUCAUCUCGUCGGUGCAAAGGAUAGCGCUGGCGCUGUCUUCCUCGCACCUUGUGUCUCACGGCAGCGGCCGUCUCCUCCCACCUGUUACUCAGGAGGCAGAGACACUCUCCAGAUGGAUUAUUCAGAGCUACAGAUUUCACUUUGGGGCUGAGCUCAUUAAAUCCUCAGAUGCUAACAGUGGCGAAUCGGUGCUUCAAGCCCUUUGGCAUCAUAGCACCGCUAUACUAUGCUGCUCUCUGAAGGCCAUGCCAGCGCUGACGUUCGCGAACCAGUCCGGGCUGGACAUGCUGGAGACGACUCUGGCAGCGCUCCAGGACACCACCCUGGAGAAAGUCCUGGACGACCAAGGGACGAAGAACCUCGUGUGCGCCGACCUGAUCGCCAACGUCAUGGAGCAAGGCUUCGCGUGCGUCCAGGGUGGGACGUGUGUGUCGAGUCAGGGCAGGCCGGCGUCGUACGAUAAGGUGGUGGCGUGGAAGGUCCUCGAUGACGCCAGCGGCGCCACCCACUGCAUCUGCUUCGCGUUCCUCGGCUGGUCUUUCGUUUCAUAGAUCCUUGUUGUUGUUGCUGCUGCUGCUGCUUCUGCUAUUGCUAGGCCUCGCACCACAUGUUCCUGUGAUGUAGUGACAUGUUAUGGAAGCCGGUGCUGCGGACUGCAGAAGAUGACGAUAUAUUUCUUGCUUUUUUUUUUGCUGGAGUUCAUGCUUCGUGCAUCUUGUUUUCCUAAGCUGUACAAACCUUUUCUCGCUACCAAGAUUCCUACGCUCCUGGAACCACCUGACGAAACUUCUGUCG